UGCAAUCUCAAUCGCACACAAACUCUGCUUGCGCGACUGAUUGAUCUCCCUUGUGCGCGUUCCAGAAAGACUCUCCCCGGUUUCUACUUGACGCCUGCCCAGCUCGUGUCAUUAACCCAGUUCCUGCCUGCUUGAACUUUUCUUCCCAUCUCCACCUCUCCUCUAGUAACUUGAGCUUCAGGCUUAUCGGCCGCAUUAAACUAAAUCGAUCCCCACCCGGUUUUCUAGGCUUUCCCGAGCACGUCGUACCCCUCGAUUCCCUUUUCCGUCCCGUCUUUUUACCUUCCGGUCAACCCUCGGCCUUGAUUCUGUCCUUGUCACGUUGCCUUUCUUUUCACCCUUCGUUUUUUCUUGCUCCCUGGCCCGAGUGUUGCGCCAUCACUUCUCACACUGCCCCACUACUCCUCAACUCGCGUGAAUACCUACAUCAUGUCCGACCAGGCCAACUCUCACUACCAGGAACCCAUUAACGGGCUCAAGCCGUUAUCAAAUGCGGAAGGCUUCGACUUGCCUGCUACCGCCAGCGACCUGUCCCGCCGCGCGGAGCGCGCAGAGUUCUCAUACGCCGAUGGCCAGCCUCUAGGAGAGGCUGAGAUUGAAGAGGAUGACGAUGACGAAGAGGAAGAAGUCGAAGGGGAAUAUGUCGCCGUGGACCAUGACGAUAUCAACGAGUACCCUUACUGGUUCCGCCGCCCGCCCGUCCACCAACGCACAAAGUUGGACGAACUGCACCCGUUCGUGCAGGUUCUUACCGAGUCGAACGUGGAAGAUUGCGUCAAGGUCGAGGAGGCAUUCCCUGAACACGAGCGCUGCUCGCGCGAAAAGUUUCGUUAUCGCCUGAGCAGAUGCCCGGAAUUAUGUCUCGGCUUGUUUACUCUUCCAAUCCUCGGUGAGGGCGAGCCUAAGCCUCGCCCGACGUUGGUGGGGCACGUCAUCGCCACGAGAACCUCGAACCCUGUGGUGACAGAUAAGUCUAUGGAGCUACCGGCGAAGUGGCAGGAAGAGCGCAUGACUGUGGUGGACGGAGAGACCGUCGGUCAUGACGAGUACGGCAGCACGAUUGCCAUCCACUCUCUUGCUGUGCUGCCGGAACAUCAGGGCAAGCAAGUUGGCAGCACAUUGAUGAAGGCAUACAUUCAGCGGAUCAAGGAUGCGCAAAUCGCCGAUCGCAUUUCCAUCAUUGCGCAUGGCCCCUUGGUGCCUUAUUAUCAGUCUUUUGGUUUUGAGAACCGCGGUCCUAGCAACUGCCAAUUUGGCGGUGGUGGCUGGGUGAACAUGAUCUUCGAGUUCGCCAAGGAGUAAGCGCUCGUGGGCCUGUUCUUUAAUGCUACUGCAUCUCUGGGGCAUGGUGUUGUGGUUUUCUUUUUUGCUCCCUCCCCCUUAUGUCGUCUUCGAUUUCUCACGUUUUGUUCGUUUCUCUUGAUCUUUUUUCACACUACCCCGUUUUAUAUGACGCAUGCUAUGGAUUACACAGGAUUCGGUCUUACUGGUGGGUUCAUGAUAAAAAGCAACGGCGUUUGUCGGGCUACGAGGGUUUAGGGACCGAUGAUGAUGAUGCUGGUAUUAUGAUGGCCGGAUUGAAGCACCACGGGAUGGUUUGGUCAGGGCAGGCAUAUUUGUAUCAUAGUCCCCGGUAGUCAGUGUAAAUGAAUAUAUGGUAUAGACAUCGG
Molecule: messenger RNA, 1670 nt
Organism: Aspergillus piperis CBS 112811
Lineage: Eukaryota; Fungi; Ascomycota; Eurotiomycetes; Eurotiales; Aspergillaceae
Product: polyamine acetyltransferase
Exons: 3
Coding region: 430-1302 (290 amino acids)
Cellular component (GO): cytoplasm
Molecular function (GO): aralkylamine N-acetyltransferase activity
Source: RefSeq, a predicted model, not a curated record